Eruca vesicaria subsp. sativa (arugula) is the source of this 1602-nucleotide messenger RNA. Lineage: Eukaryota; Viridiplantae; Streptophyta; Magnoliopsida; Brassicales; Brassicaceae. The record is from the annotation of a GenBank genome assembly.
AAAAAAAAAAAGGUCAAAAAUCAGAUUCUCUUUAUAAAAAGAUUCUAGGUUUCGCUUUUGGAAUGUAGUUUCGCUAAAAAAAAAAGUUUAUAACUUUAACCUCCAUCCAUCCCCAACAGUAAUGUCAAGCGACAGGCGAGAAGUUCAGCAAGAGACGACAACGACGGUAGACGGUAACGGAUCCAAUUCUCACCAGAUGGCUUCUUCUGCGAUUGUGAGAGCUACGGGCGCUACGACGUGCCGUAGGUUGAGGAUAAACCCUAACAACGAGCUUAGGCCAGAUAAUUACGAGGAUCUGCAUCUCGAUUUCCCUAAUCCUGUUUAUAAGAAUCUCGAGAAGUACUUGCCGCCAGACAUGUUGGUUUCGAACAGAGAGGAGAAAGUGAGAUUCAUGACUGACAUUAUGCAUAGUCAUCUUCCUAACGGAGAGCGUUCUAGGGCUCAGAGGCACAAUGACUAUAGGAAUAAGAUAGUUUCAAACUAUCAGCCACUUCACAGGGAGCUUUAUAAUCUGGUUCCCAUACUAUGUUUCGUUCCUUCUUUCCUAAAUGCGGUUAAUGAUAACACAGAGGAUAGCUUCAGAAGCAUCAUCUCUGAAGCGUCUCCUGGUGUUUUUGUUUUUGACAUGCUCCUACCUAGCUUCUGCGAGAUGAUGCUUGAAGAGAUAGACAAUUUUGAGAAGUGGGUGGCUGAGACAAAAUUCAAGAUCAUGAGGCCAAACACCAUGAAUAAAUACGGUGCUGUGCUUGACGACUUUGGGCUUGAUACCAUGCUUGACAAACUCAUGGAGACUUUCAUACGUCCCAUUUCCAAAGUAUUCUUCAAUGAUGUUGGUGGAGCAAGUCUAGACUCUCACCAUGGGUUUGUUGUUGAGUAUAGUAAAGAUAGGGAUGUUGAUUUAGGCUUUCAUGUGGAUGAUUCAGAAGUAACUCUGAACGUUUGUUUGGGUAACCAAUUUGUGGGAGGGGAGUUGUUUUUCCGAGGCACACGGUGUGAGAAACAUGUUAACACAGCUACAAAGUCAGAUGAGAUAUUUGAUUAUUGUCAUGUGCCGGGGCAAGCUGUACUUCACCGUGGCCGCCACCGCCAUGGUGCAAGAGCCACAACAUCCGGACACAGGGUCAAUAUGCUUCUAUGGUGCAGAAGCUCUGCGUUUAGAGAGCUUAAAAAACUUCAGAAGGACUUCUCCAGCUGGUGCGGAGAGUGCUCCAGUGAAAAGAAAGAGGAGAAAGCGAGGACGUUUGAUGCUAUAAGAAAGAAAUAUGUUAAAGCAGUGCGUCCUCCCCAGGCUUGAAGAAACAGCUACUAAGCAAUAACUUUAUAUUGGAUGACUUUAGAAUUUGGGAUCAAGCCUUGUUAGACUUAAAACUUGAGCCUGUGUAGAAAUCAUUUGUGAGGUAAAUGGCUUGCGGUUUUAUCUUUUCUUGACUUUUUGAUAACUAUGUACAUGAAAUCUAGUUUCAUCUUCACAUCUACCAUCUGAUGGUUUUUUUAGUAUAAUGAACCUUUUAAAGAAUUAGUGUUCUCUAGUUUUAUUUGGUGUUGCUGCUCGUUACUACUGACUACUGAGUGAUGACUAGAGCCACAAAUCAUGGAUUGUGC